UCGCCUGUAUUUUAGCGGGAUUAGGCCUACCAGGGAACCUGCGCCGCGCACUCGGUAGCUGUGGCGCGCAGUUGCUGGUACGAAGCACGACUCUCGAGUAGUGGCUAGUGAUAUACACAAGCUUGUUAUUGAUCGGCCACACGCUUGUCCAGUUGUGGACGCCCAUCUUUGCCGUUUACGAUGUCGUUCAACGUUGGAGAUCGCGUGUUCGCCAAGGUACGCGGGUACCCGCCGUGGCCUGCUAGGGUCGAAGACUGCAUUGGAGAUAAGUCGAAGCCAAAAGCCCAAAAGUACUCAGUACUCUUCUACGGCACAUAUGAAACGGCGACUCUUGGCCCAAAGGACUUGUUUGCCUACAAGGAUUUUAAGGACAAGUACGGCCAACAGCAAAAGAGGAAGUUCUUCAAUGAAGGUCUGUGGGAAAUAGAGAACAAUCCCACUGUCACCCCACCCGGUUUAGGGGGGUCUGGCAGCAAAGCUGCAGUGAAAAAAGAAGUUCAGGAUGCGCCACCACCCGAAAAUGAAGAAGAGGAGGAGAAGGAGGAAUCUGAAUUGGUCAUUGACGAAAAGCCAUCAAAAAAUAAGCCAGAGGCACAGUCAGUAAAGAAAAGGGCCACCAAAAGAGCAUCAAAGGAUUCGGUAGAUGAUCAGAAAACUGGCGAACAGGAAACUCCGAAAAGACGGGGCUCCCGGUCUAGGGAUUCCUCUGUCAAAGCUACUCCCAGUCUUAGUCGCAGCGGCCGCAAGAUAAAACGCAAGAAGUUCAGCUCUGAGAGUGAAGAAGAAAGGGAUGGUGCACCACCCGCUGAUGAUGCGGAAGAAGGAAAUCACAAGGAGGCCAGUGAAGAGGAAACACCGCCGCCUCCUAAAGAAGAUAAUGAAGAAGCAGCAGCUACAACGUCUCCACCGGUCUCUCCAGCUAAGGAGGAGCCUCCUGCGCCCAAGGAGACCUCUCACCGAGGGAAGAAAGGAAGGCACCACCACAAGGAGAAAAACGAGGAGCCUGCUCCGGAGGCCUCGGCACCGCCCAAGCCCGAGCCACCGAAAGAGAAGAUGGAUGAAGUCGAAGAGAAAACCGUCGAUGCUCCCAGUGCAAAGCCGCCGAAAAAGUCUGGCCGGCGACGGGACAAACAUGCAAGUGCAGAAUUAGCUGCCGCCAAAGAAAACUCUGACCAAACUAAAGAAAACGACAUUUCUGCUGAGCCUUCAGUUCCCCCAGAAGCCAAUGAUGUUGACAAGGAAGAGGACGAUGAAGCUCCGGUGACAGCUCCGGCACGAAAACCCAGCAGUCCAUCUCCGAAGAAGAGAUACCGAUCAAAGUCAUGGUGGGAAUCAAGAACUAAGAAGAGGCGAAGAGAAUCUGAUGCUAAAAGCAGCUCCGAUUCCGAGACUGAACAGGAUGACUCUGGAGCACCCACACGACAGUCUCCACCUAAGAAGCGUCGAGGCGGCAAGUCGGACAAGCACUCGCGGCACGUCCCCAUGGUGGUGCUUCGUGAUGUAUCUGAAAUGAUGGGCACAAGCAAAGGAACGUCCUUCACCGUCGAGCAGAGCAAUGGAGUGGUGACAUCCGUCACACAGCAGGAUGGUCUGAAGGAGGCGUCUACUGCUUUUGAAAAGCUGCAGAAGAAAAUAGCUGAAAAGGAAGAAGAAAAGGAAAGGAUGAAGAAAGAGAAGCUGGAGAGGAAGCGCAAAGAGAAAAUUGAAAAAAUGAAACAAACUCAAGUGGAAAAACGGAUUUGCGAGCUGGAUAGAGAUAUCAAGAAUAGCCUCGGCAUCAGUGGCAAGAAUGUAGAAGCUGCCCUUCAAGCCUUCUGUGAACUUGACAAGCUGCCUCUGACGCAUUCACUACUUUUGAAGGAGCAAGACAUCAUUCACACUGUGAAAAAGUGCACAAAGUUCACGGGGGACGAUAGAAUCAAGAAAAAGGCGGAAUACCUCCUGAACAAGUUCAAGAACAUGCUUAUUGUGCCGACAGCCGAGGCUGAGACGAUGAAAGAGCCAAGACGGCAUUCAGAGCAUAAGGACCACAAAAAGACUGAAUCAGCUAAGGACUCCUUAAAGCCUGUGACUGAGGAGGAACAUAGUGACAAGCAGGAAACUACAGCAAAGACUGAGAAUGUGCAACCCAGUGAUGACAAGAUGUCUGCUGACUCUCAUUGAGAAGUGUCAACACCACCAUGUAGGCCCUCGCGGCUUUGCAAGUUGAUCGUGCUGUAGCUUAUGUUUUGCAUGAAAUGGACUCCUUGGGUGAGAAGGCAUUGUACAGUUUGCAUGAAUGAGAAUCGUCUAUGUAAUAGGGGAGAGUGAAUGAACUUUAUUUGUGAAGCAUUGUUGUAAGGUGUAGCACCGUAAUAAUACUUUGUUGCAAAGCCCCAUCUUUCAAUAAACUGUUCCCAUCAUUUAAUACUGUAAAAUCGGAACAGGUGGAAAAUCUUGUUUUCAGCGAUAUGGCUAGUUGAACUGCCUGGAAUACGUUAGUUCCUUUUUAGAUGCAAUGAAACUUGGUUGUUGUUAAUUAGAACCUUAUCAAACAUUAUCAAAAAGAUUGCCUAUUGCAGGCAUUAAUUAUUUGUCUUAAUACUCAUAAUUUCAAAGAAGUACAUGGGUAUUAGAGUAUUACAGUUGAUUAAGCAUUUUUGCUAACUUCGUGAGAUGUGGUUUAAAAACCAAGGUUUUGCUAACUGAAAGGGAGCAGAAGAAAAUUUUGCCCAUUUCUAAUGAAGACCCCUGUUAACACGAAAGCCAAGUAUUGGAUUGCUUGCAGCAGGAAAUUCAUGAUUUCAUGUGAAACAGAAAAAUGUAGCUUGAGAUCUGCUCCUCACUGUCAUCCUAGAUUUUGUGGAUGAAAAGCAGGUUUAGCAGGUAUGUUAAUUGUCGUACUUCAUUAACAGCUGUUGGUGGACGAUCUCUCUGAUGAUGUGCCAUAGCGUGCAUGCAUAGAUGCUGUCGCCACAGGAUGCUGCCAUGUGCUAGCACCUUGUAACUCUGAGCCUGAAGUAGCUGUCAAUGCGGUAAAAGAAGAAAACAUGAAAUACUAAUACCGGGACACAUUAGAUAACUUGGGCUAAAGUUGCCCCACUUCCCUCCCCCCUCAUUAUUCUGGAACCUCCCCUGGGUCAGAAGAAUUGUGUAUUACUUGAUAUUACCCUAAAAAAUGCAAUUCUAAAGUAUGAGGGAAAGAUAAUGGUUAUCUUUCUAAACCAUUAGUAGGGUUACUGUUUGUGCUAGUAAAGAUAGCUAGCUUUAGUGCUGAAUGCCAAACUAGCUAUUGAAAGUAUUGCUAUAGUUACUAAUAGCUAUCUAUGCAGUAACUGUUAGAACACGUUAUUGCUCCUGAAACACAAUUUCACGCAGGGGCUUCACCAGAGCAAAGGGGCAUGAUUGGAGCCGUUGUGUUGUGCGCACACUCCUGAAGCAUUCAACUUUGCUUGUAACCUUUACGUUCACUUUGCAAUGAAAUGUUUGCACACA
Rhipicephalus microplus (southern cattle tick) is the source of this 3474-nucleotide messenger RNA. RefSeq lists its product as uncharacterized. Lineage: Eukaryota; Metazoa; Arthropoda; Arachnida; Ixodida; Ixodidae. The record is from RefSeq and is a predicted model, not a curated record.